UUGUGGCAAUGCGUUCAAUUCGCAAAAAAACUUGUAAUUGUUGGCGAUGGUGCUUGUGGCAAAACGUGUCUCUUAACGGUCUUCUGCAAAGAUAAUUUCCCAUUGGAUUAUGUGCCGACAGUCUUCGAAACAUAUGUGGCAGACGUUGAGGUUGAAGGAUCUCAGGUGGAAUUGGCGCUAUGGGACACAGCUGGUCAGGAGGAUUACGAUCGCUUAAGGCUACUGAGCUAUCCUGAUACCGAUGUUAUUGUCAUGUGUUUCUCCAUCGAUCUGCCCGAUUCAUUGGAAAAUAUUCAAGAUAAAUGGAUACCAGAAGUCAAACAUUUCUGCCCCAAUGUUCCCAUCAUUUUGGUGGGCAAUAAACGCGACUUGCGCUACGAUCAUGAAACCAUAAAGGAAUUGGCAAUGAGAAAGCAAAUGCCUGUCACAGCUGACGAAGGACUCACAAUGGGCGAAAUUGUUAAUGCCUUUGCAUAUUUAGAAUGUUCUGCAAAGAUGCAGGAAGGUGUUCGAGAGGUCUUUGAAACAGCGACUAGGGCUUCAUUGCAGGUCAAUAAGAAAAGAAAGAAAAGGAAAUGUGUGCUGCUUUGAUCACGAGUAUGUUUUUAAAAGUUAUAAAUCGAUAUGAUCAAUCAUAUAAAACGAUCAUAAUAUUUACAUUUUUAUGUUGAGCGGUUUACAAAUGUAAAAGUGACGUUCAAAUUAAAUUAGAUUAAAAGCGAAAUAAAUCAACUAUUUUGGGAAAUUUAUUUAUUUUUAAAUUUUCCCAUUACCUGAACAUUUUAAAAUUGUGUUC
This is a messenger RNA of Drosophila nasuta, 796 nucleotides long. Its product is annotated as ras-like GTP-binding protein Rho1. Gene Ontology annotation, molecular function: GTP binding; GTPase activity. Gene Ontology annotation, biological process: small GTPase-mediated signal transduction. The transcript is spliced from 3 exons. The annotation marks the transcript as partial. The record is from RefSeq and is a predicted model, not a curated record. Lineage: Eukaryota; Metazoa; Arthropoda; Insecta; Diptera; Drosophilidae.